UCAAGAGGCUCUUUAGUUCUUCUUCACAUUCCGUAAAGAGAAAGAUCUGAGCAGGAGAAGUCAAUAUGUCAGAAACCCGGUCCCGAUGUCAUGAUCCCCAUUUAGGGUCAAUAGGGCAGGAAUGUCUCUGUGUCUCUGCAUCAAAAUGACAGUUUCUUCUUUCUUUUCACAGAGGAGAUACAAAAAUUAAGAUUGAGGAGAAUCUCCAGUAGGUGUGGAAGAUGGCUGGUCAUUACGGGUGGCUGAGAGCCUGCCCACUCUUUCAAGACCAGAAAGUGAGGAAGCAAAACCCGGGACCUGGGAGGCAGAUGGCUCCCCCACCACAGGAGAAAGACUCCACGGUGAAGUGUAAGGACUGUGGAGCCUUUGGGCACACAGCAAGGAGCCUCAGGUGCCCCAUGAAGCGCUGGCAAGGGGCGCUGGUCCCCUUGCCCUUGGGGUCCAGAUUCGGUAAGGAGAACCUGGCGUGGAAGCUGCAGGACACACCGACCCCAGGGACCCCUAACACGGCUGAGAGAGAGGAGGAGGAAAGUCAGAGGAAAGAGGAGCAGCAGAGGAAGCUCCUGCAGCGAUUUCCCAGGAGGCCCCGCGGUCGGCAGCCGCAGAGCUGGAAGGAGGAGCCGGAGCCCAGCCUCUGCCUGAGGCACCCUAACAUGCCCGUUCUUAUCCACACAUCCAAGAGGCAAUCCUUCCAGGAUCCAAAUCACCCAAGAGGGUCACUGAUGAGGAGGGAUGAUGUGAAAUCCAGCCUCCCCACAGUGCCUCUCAUCGGCAGGGAUUUGGCCCCGGCCUCCAAGGGCCGCAUCGAGGCUCCAGGCAAGAGAUGUGCACAGACCCCCAGCCUGACAUGUGUGAACCCCCCAAAGAAACCUAGACUCAGCCCCGUCCAGACCCCCCAGCAGAGCACUCCGACAGCAGAUCUGGGGGCCUUCCUGAAUCUCCCUCCUCCACCCAGCACAGCUGGACGUGGACCGAGAGUGGCCGCCCGGGUAUCCAGGGAGACACCUGCCCAGGGGCAACGGUUUGACCUCCAGCCUCCAGCGGACAGAUCUCCCUCCAGGAGCAUGGGCACCGUCUCCGCAGCCCACCCUGUGCCCAUCAUUCGCGUCCCAGCCCAGCCUCUCAGGAUGCUCUUCCUGAGAGACGGUGAAGGCUGCUGGAGCUGCCGGUACACGGCGCCCCCGUCUCCAGAGCCUGCCCUUCCUGUUCAGAGCCCGUCCGUAGACCAGGAGCCCGACGGACACGCUGUCCCCGGGCCCCGGAGCAUCCUCUUUGAUGACCUCCACGUGUCUUCUUCCUCCGAAGAGAGUGACUGGGAUGAAGACACCAGUGGCAACUGAACCUUGUCCUCCAGUCUCAGGAGGUGCCCUGUCGUGACUGUGACCUUGGCGGGUGGGCUGGGUGUUAGAGGGAGCGGCUGUUCCCGGUGAAGCAGGACUCCCCACCCUGGUGGGUGAGACAACAGUGGGACCGGAUCAUCCUGGGGACACACAGCUGCACACACUGCCCUGUCUCCUCAUGGAAUCCGAGUCUGUCCCAUGGCACUUAUCCAACCAAAUGUCAAGCUGUCAACCUCAAUCUAUUAUCAGGAAUUGAGGCAAAUUCUAGGAGUGACUUUUAACCAUUGGGUAGAUAGGAAGUGAUGGUAGUAUCAGUAGUUGAUGAUGGUAGUGUCUGUGUUGGAUGGUAGUAUCUGUAUCUGAACAUUUGGAACCUGCCUAAAGGGCCUGACUCUGCUCUGCAGAAGGUCAGCCAGGCCCUGUCCUGAGAGAAGUCUUGUGGGCUCUGUGGAGUCUUGCACUAUAAAUCACAGUGGGGAAAAUUCCCGUGGCUGUGCUUAUCAAGUGUCAUUAAAUGUUACUACAAAGCUUUGUUUUAAAAAUUGUCUUUCUGUGUUUUCAGUAUAAACAAAAAAAAUUAUACAAUCCUCUCAAGAGAUGUAGAAAGAUCAUUUGGUCACAUUCAACAUCCUGGUCAGGCAGGCCCUGCACCCAGCCCCUGCAGGGCCUUCCUUCUGCCCUAAAUCAAAUCAGCAAUAGGUCAAGAUCCAUUUCAUAUGUAUAUAUAAUUACAUACUGUUGAAUGUAAUAUGCUAAUAUUUUUUUAAGAUCUUUUGUAUUUAUGUGCAUCAGAAAAUUUUUGAUUUUGUUAUUAUGUAUUACUUGAUUUUGUUAUCAUGGAAUGCUACGCUUAGUGGCUCAGUCGUGCGUAACUCUUUUGGACCCCAUGGACUGCAGUCCGCCAGGCUCCUCUGUCCAUGGGGAUUCUCCAGGCAAGCAUCCUGGAGUGGGCUGUCGUGCCCUCCUCCAGGAGAUCUUCCCAACCCAGGGAUGGAACCCAGGUCUCCUGCACUGCAGGCAAAUUCUUUACAGACUGAGCCCCUAGGGAAGCCCUAUUAUGUCAUCGUGGUAUGAAAAACUAGUUGGAAUCAGUUGCCGCCUUACAUUUGAAUGAUAAUUUUGGUAGGAUUGAUACACUGUCUCCUACAAAUUUUAUAAAAUUUACCAAUGAAAAAGUUUGAAUUUUAAUAAAGUUUUACCA
Messenger RNA from Bubalus bubalis (water buffalo), 2541 nucleotides. Its product is annotated as putative protein FAM90A13P. NCBI's taxonomy places the organism in Eukaryota, Metazoa, Chordata, Mammalia, Artiodactyla, Bovidae. The record is from RefSeq and is a predicted model, not a curated record. The coding region runs from base 222 to 1340 and encodes 372 amino acids. The transcript has 4 exons.